This is a messenger RNA of Nestor notabilis (Kea), 1161 nucleotides long. RefSeq names its product family with sequence similarity 76, member A (gene FAM76A). The coding region runs from base 1 to 909 and encodes 302 amino acids. The record is from RefSeq and is a predicted model, not a curated record. The transcript is spliced from 8 exons. Lineage: Eukaryota; Metazoa; Chordata; Aves; Psittaciformes; Psittacidae.
AUGGGGUCAGCAGGUGACCUGGGCUUUGGGGAGAUGGUGUGGGAGGGAAGUGCUGCAUCUCACCAGGAAUGCCGGAUUGCACAUCCCAUUGUUAAAUGCACUUACUGCAGGACUGAAUUCCAGCAGGAAAGCAAAACCAACACAAUAUGCAAGAAGUGUGCUCAGAACGUGAAGCUCUACGGCACACCAAAACCCUGCCAGUACUGCAACAUUAUAGCAGCAUUUAUUGGAAACAAGUGCCAGCGAUGCACAAACUCAGAGAAGAAGUAUGGACCUCCACACUCCUGUGAGCAGUGCAAGCAGCAGUGUGCCUUUGACAGGAAGGAUGACAGAAAAAAGGUGGAUGGGAAGCUGCUGUGCUGGUUGUGCACGCUGUCCUACAAACGGGUCCUGCAGAAGACCAAAGAGCAGUGCAAACACCUGAGCAGCUCCUCCCGAGCAAGCCUCCAAGAGAAGGAACAGUACAGUAGGCUCAGCAGUGGCAGCCACUACAACAGCCAGAAAACCUUAUCCACCUCUUCUAUUCAGAAUGAAAUCCCAAAGAAGAAAGCCAAGUUUGAUGCCAUAUCUGCCAAUGGUGACAGUUUUUCUCCAGACCUUGCCCUGGACUCUCCUGGCACUGACCACUUUGUUAUCAUUGCCCAGCUGAAAGAGGAAGUGGCUACUUUAAAGAAGAUGCUGCACCAGAAAGAUCAGAUGAUUCUGGAGAAGGAGAAGAAGAUCACAGAGCUGAAAGCUGACCUGCAGUACCAGGAGUCGCAGAUGAGGGCAAAGAUGAACCAAAUGGAGAAGACACACAAGGAGGUCAUGGAGCAGUUACAGGCCAAGAACAGAGAACUCCUGAAGCAAGCAGCUGCCCUAUCAAAGGGCAAAAAGCCUGAGAAGUCGGGAGCAAUAACCUCCCCUUAGAACCAAACCCCCAGUGUGGGAGCUUACUCCAGCAUUAGCCAAGGACUCUUGGAGACCUGCCUGAUCGCUGGAAGCCAAAACCUCAGUGUGGUCACUCUCCCCCUGCUGUGGACUCGAUGGAAACGCCUGGUGUGUGUGUUGCCUUUCAACAGCAUCUUGAGCAUGGCUGGUUCCCAUCCAUCUCUGUUGAAUACCAGUCUAGUACCACGGUGACCCAUGGGGAGAGGUCCCAACCAUCCUAAAUCUCUCUCU